Molecule: messenger RNA, 2117 nt
Organism: Dermatophagoides farinae (American house dust mite)
Lineage: Eukaryota; Metazoa; Arthropoda; Arachnida; Sarcoptiformes; Pyroglyphidae
Product: ceramide synthase 1
Biological process (GO): ceramide biosynthetic process
Cellular component (GO): membrane
Molecular function (GO): sphingosine N-acyltransferase activity
Source: RefSeq, a predicted model, not a curated record
UUGAAUAAAAUUGAAUUGAGCUAUGAAAAAUGUAAUGAGAAAAAAAAUCAUAGGUCAUGCAAUGCUCCAGGAUCAAUAAAUCUGGCAGAUACGUAAUCAAACAUGGUAUUGUAUUUGUUCAUGUUUAUUCAUUGAGUAAAUAUUGAUUCAAUCCAUAAUCGUCAGCAACCAAUGAUCAAUGUUGAUACACUGGAACAGUCCAAAUUUGUGAAGAUGGAUCCAUUAAUGUUGCAACAUGAUUUUCAUAUUCUCAAUAUCCAGUUAUCCUGGUAUUGCAGUGUCAUCUAUAGGUGAUACACGGUCAUGAAUGGGAAAAAAACUUGCAAAACUGGAUUGGCUAGCUGUUUAAUUAUGAUGACCGUCCAGUCAGAUUAACCUUGGUCGAUGUACAGACAAAACCGGAAUCAUUUUUCCAUUAGCAACAGAUCAAUGUACGGAUUUCAGGAAGCAUCAACAUUCUCAUUAACUCAAUGACCGAAGAAAUGAAUGCUUGGCAUAGUGAUUAAAGAUUUCAAUGUGAAAAUUUACCAUCAACAAUUUUUCAGAAAAUCAAACUUUAAAUAUCUUUUAAUUUUUCUUAUUUUAAUGAAUAAAAGAAUCUUCAAGACAAGUGACAUAACUCAUUACCAUUGCACUGUGCCGAGACGAUGGAUCGGACUAAUAAUACUGAAUCAUUGAUCACGAUGACAACAAAUAAUGGAUCCAAUGCUACUAAUGCCAUGAAGAUGAUGAUAACGAUCCAAGAAUUGAAUAAUAUUGGCUAUUUGGAUUUCAUACAAGAUUCCAUAAAUUAUUUUCAUAGAAAUCUAUAUUCAUUUCUAUAUAAAGAGUUCUUCACCGUUGUUGAAACGCGCGUACAACAACAAGAAAAACAAAAAAAUUAUUUCAGCCAAGAAUUCCAUAUCGAUUUAGCUGAAAUGUUGCGACAAAUAAAUCGAUUCGACGUUAUUUUUGUCAUCGGCUUGAGCAUCGCAUUGACAGUUGGACGUUAUUUAAUGACCAGAUAUGUAUUCAUGCCAGUCACCAGAAUAUAUGGAAUUGGAUCAACGGAUGCAUCAAAAAUACCGGAGAGUUCGUGGAAAUUAUUGUUUUAUCUUUUCACUUGGAUUACCAGUAGUUAUUAUAUAUUUGUUAAGAAUGGUGGACAAUUAUUUUACAAUCCGACCAAUUUUUGGGAUGAUUACUCAAUCAACAAUCCGGUCGAUUCAAUCACUUAUACAUUAUAUAUGGUUGAAUUCAGUUUUUAUCUCCAUUCACUUUACACGACAUUGAUGGUGGAUGAACGACGAAAAGAUACGAAUACCUUGAUGUUACAUCAUAUAAUCUGUGUUGCUCUAAUAUUCAUCUCAUAUUGUAACAAAAGUCAUAAAGCUGGCUUGGUCACUCUGUUUUUGCAUGAUGGUUGCGAUAUAUUAUUAGAGGCAACCAAAUUAAUCCGAUAUUUUAAAGUUCAACAUGGCCGAACAUAUCAAACGGCUGAGAUAUUUGUCAACAUUGGCUUUAUUGCUUUUCUGAUCACUUGGAUUACUAACCGAUUGUAUUGGUUUCCAAUUAAAGUCAUUUAUAUGGCUUCCAUUCAAUUGGAAAGACUACGGAUACGUGUACCGUUCAUGACAUUAUUGGUCAUCAUGCUUUGGAUCAUAUUAUUUAUGAAUUUCUAUUGGUUUUCGUUUGCCAUCCGUCUUCUUUACAAAGUUGCUACGGGACAAAUUGACGAACUGGAAGAUAGCCGAGAAUUUCAUCCUCAUCAUAAUCAUCAGCAAAAGAAAUCUAACGAAAAAGACAAAAAAGAGGAAUGCAGAAAAUUGAAUUUUGAUAGUGGUGUUUCUUUUCAAAAUGAUUUUUGCGAUUCUUUGACGCCUGAGAAAGCAAUCAAUGAGAAUGUACGAAUAAAUCAAAAAAAACCUGACCGACAGCAUAAUGAUUCGAAUGAAUCUCACAUCAGCAACAAUAUACAGCCAAGCUACAAUUUACGGCAACGAAAUCGUCAACGAUAAAAAACGAUCUACUAUUAAUUACAAUUUUAUUUGCUAGUAAAUCGAAAUUAUCAGUGCAAUAGAACUGAUUUUUGUUCUUAGAAACCAUCUUGAACAAGAUUAAUUUAGUUUUACAAUGAA